GUACCUGUGAUGUAGCGCGGGGAGGGGGGAGGGAGGCGUGCAGCGGAGGGCACACGCGCGCAGAAGAGGUGACCUUCCCGAGAAGCUGCGAGCGGCGAGGAUGUUUAGCAAGUACUUGGGCCCCCGUUACGUGCAGCUGUUGCGCAGCUGGGUGCCUACAAUGGCAACGUGGACCUCUGUGGGUGCCGUGGGGGUGGUGUGGAUGACAGACUGGAGGCUGAUUCUCGAUUACGUCCCUUGGAUCAACGGCAAGUUUAAGAAAGAUGACUGAGAUGCUGCCCUUCCCGACAGGGCUACACUGCCUUGUCUCGGGGUAACCUUCUUCCCCCCUUGGAGUUCCUAAUCUGUGAAUCCCUGAAGCUGCCUGGUGCCAUCUUCCCAGAAAGGAUGUGAGAAACCUCAAUUUUUCUCCUCCUCGACAGGCAGAUGCUGCACGACGACGCCUGGAGAAAAAAAACCAAAAAUGAAUAAAACCUGUUUUAGCACGGAAGGGGAUGUGCAUUUCUGUAGACAUUUUCCUUCUCUGGGCUUCAGUCAGGAAGUCUGUUGUGCGGAUCUAAGCAUCACAUAACCUUUUGGCUAAUGUUGAGCCUUUUUGUAUAAUUUAAAAUGUCAGUUUUCUUUUACAA
This is a messenger RNA of Rhineura floridana, 629 nucleotides long. RefSeq names its product cytochrome b-c1 complex subunit 10. Bases 101 to 271 code for a protein of 56 amino acids. Gene Ontology annotation, biological process: mitochondrial electron transport, ubiquinol to cytochrome c. The transcript is spliced from 3 exons. The record is from RefSeq and is a predicted model, not a curated record. Gene Ontology annotation, cellular component: mitochondrial inner membrane. Lineage: Eukaryota; Metazoa; Chordata; Lepidosauria; Squamata; Rhineuridae.